Messenger RNA from Tarenaya hassleriana, 1978 nucleotides. Its product is annotated as IRK-interacting protein-like. The record is from RefSeq and is a predicted model, not a curated record. Gene Ontology annotation, biological process: response to red or far red light; negative gravitropism. Lineage: Eukaryota; Viridiplantae; Streptophyta; Magnoliopsida; Brassicales; Cleomaceae. The coding region runs from base 549 to 1814 and encodes 421 amino acids. The transcript has 3 exons.
UCUCGUCAUGGUGACGGGAAAAACAGGAUCCGAAAAUAUUCGCUGGAGACGAAGAAGAUACAAGCGACAACGUUGAACUCACAAGCUUCUGCUGGUUAUGGUUUCGCAGGUUGGGACCUUUGGAACGAGGUAGAGGGUUUGAGUAGUUUUAAAUAAUAGAACAUUAUCCUCUGUCUCGUCUUCUCUGAGUUCAAUUACUACCAAAGUAUUCCUUUCUCUUUUCCUUGUCCUCCGGCUAAAUCUCCGGAGAUGUAUCCGGCGGAGCGCUCUGACAACUUCUCUGUGUCCGCUUGCUUGGCGUGAAAGCUGAUGAGAGGUUAGCUAUCGUGAAACUUCUGUCUGAUUACCCCACGGAACAAAUCAGAGAUCCGUAAUCAAACGAAGGCAGUUCAAGAGAAAUGGUGAGAGGACAAAGUACCGAGGUUAAUCAGCAGUCUCUUGCAGGAAUCUGCUGUUCCUGGGAUUGAUAUGAAACAAAUCGUGUUUGCCCGUUUGUUGAGUUGUGUAUAAGGAAUCCAGAUUGUUCUACCCUGUUGUCGGUUUCAGCUAUGCUACCUGGUGGGUUGAAAGAUACCCAAAUCCGUGAGACCAACAGCCAAAAGGUCCAUCCUCAACCCAUGGAAGAAUCUAUUAACCAGAAGCCGGAAGCAAUGGAGGCACUGAUUUCAAAACUAUUUACGAAUAUCUCAUCUUUGAAAUCGGCCUAUAUCCAGCUUCAAACUGCUCAUACACCCUAUGAUCCUGAAAAGAUUCAGUCAGCAGACAAGCUUGUGAUUUCUGAGCUCAAGAGUCUUUCAGAACUCAAGCACUUAUACCGGGAGAAUAACCCAAAACCUGCAUGUGUCUCCCCUCAAGAUUCUCGAUUAGCUGCAGAGAUCCAAGAGCAGCAAAGCCUCCUGAAGACAUAUGAAGUAAUGGUGAAGAAAUUUCAGUCGGAGAUUCAGAACAAGGACUCUGAGAUCAUACAGCUGCAACAGCAGAUCGAAGAAGCGAACCAUAAGCGGGCAAAGCUUGAGAAGAAUCUGAAGCUGAGGGGCCUGUCCACAAGAGAAUCAGAAGGUUUUGUGGUCGGUAAUGGACAUUUUACUGUUGACUUAACCCCCGAGCUCUUCAUAUCAUUCUACGAAGCUGUUUCUAAGGCUGUCCAUGAUUUCUCCAAGCCGCUGAUUAACAUGAUGAAAGCUGCUGGAUGGGACCUUGAUUCUGCUGCCAAUUGUAUUGAAGCUGAUGUUUUUUAUGCCAAGAGGGCUCACAAGAAGUAUGCAUUCGAGUCAUACAUAUGCCAAAGGAUGUUUUCUGGGUUUCGGCAGGAAAAUUUCUCAGUCGAAUCAGACAGUUCAUCAGUUGAUGCAGAAGGGUCAUUCCGCCAGUUUCUUGCUCUAAAGGAUAUGGAUCCACUUGAUGCCCUAGGUCAAAACCCGGAUUCCAUUUUCGGUAAAUUUUGCAGGAGCAAGUACCUCAGCCUGAUCCACCCGAAGAUGGAAGCUUCUUUCUUUGGAAAUAUGGACCAGCGAAACUACGUUAUGGGGGGUGGCCACCCAAGAACUGCAUUCUACCAGGCGUUCUUGAAACUUGCUAAGUCGGUCUUGCUUCUGCACAGGCUAGCCUAUUCCUUUGACCCGGCUGCCAAGAUCUUCCAAGUGAAAAAAGGAUGUGAAUUCUCGGAUGUGUACAUGGAAAGCAUUGUGAAGAAUUGUGUUAUGGAUGAGGAGCAAAGUCCAAGAGUCGGUCUCAUGGUUAUGCCUGGGUUUUGGAUUGGUGGCAGUGUGAUUCAGAGCCGGGUUUAUCUCUCGGACAUGAAGGUGUCUGAAUGAUACUUAUGGUCUGGUACCAAUGUCUAGUCUGAUUGUUCAGAAUCAAACAAGCUAUUACCUUACCAUCGUCAAUACGUCUCCUUCAUUGUAAUGCUUUGAUUUGCUUGCGUGGCCGUUUCCACGAAGGAAAAUCCAACGAUGAUCGUCUCCAAUAGGCCCAGCGA